UCUUCGCUCUUCCAGGUUGUGACUUACAGUAUUUAUGUGGAUCUUACUGUCCCUGUUUAUUACUUUCAAGUGAAAAAUGAGAACGGUGAUGUUUUCGCUGUUUUGGAUCUUCGCCGUGGUAAAGACUUUAGCGCUUCAGCCACGUCUGAACGUAACAUCUUCUCAGAUUGUGUCUUCGGACGGUGUGAAUCGGACUCAGCAGAGUCCUGAUCACAUCCAGCAACAUCCAACAGAAGAAGAAGAAGAAGAAGAGCUAAAAUGGGAGAAAGAGCCAGGAACCAUGAUUACUAUAACAAUAACAGAGGAAGAAGAGGAAGUACAGGGUAAAAGAGUGGAUGAAGAGAGCAGGACCAGACCUGAGGAACUGAUUGAGGAAGAGAAUCGCGGUGUAGCUCCGUCUGUAAGACUAUCAGUAGACGCUUCACUUUCCUCUUUGUCUCCUUCUCGGUAUUUCUCAUCCACCAUCAUUCCAUCUUUGAUCACCACCUCCAUCACCACACAAGGUCCUGUAGACAUGACACAGAUUAAUCUUGAUGCUGAUGAACAAAAUACAUCUCUCUCGGGUUCUCCCACCAGUCACUUUUCAGCUCUAAAGAACACAUCUAUGCUAUCAUCCAAUCAGAACAGAACACAUGUCAAUCCCUCAUUGGAUCACAUUGAAAGUUCUAAAGAAACCGUAGAUGCCGCUCCCACAGCAAAGGCAGCCAGGGCUGGACCUACUGCCAUGAGCUUACCCAGCACCUUCAAGACCAAAGCAAAGAACAAAGACAAGCGUAUAGCAAAAACCAAGAAAAACAAACUUCUGAAGAAGGAGAGGAAUAUGAAGGAGAAGAAAAACAAGCCUAUAAAAAAUUCAAAGCAAGGGGAAAGGCUAAAACAGAAGAAAGAUCAGCUGACUCCUACCCCAUUCUUUCCAUAUUUUGAAGAUCACUACUGCCCACCAGACUGUUCUUGUUACGGGAGGGUGGUGCAAUGUUCAGACAAAGGGCUCGAAAUGUUUCCCUAUGGUAUUCCAUUCAAUUCCCGCUACAUCCUUCUUAUGAACAACCACAUCAAGAGCAUUCCGCUGGACCUGCUUUCAGAGUACCUUUCUAUGGAGUUCUUGGUGCUGAGCAACAAUCGUCUGGUAGACAGUUCUAUCGAAGGUGCCUUCAAAGGCAUUCGGGCACUAAAGAGGCUGUAUUUAGACCGGAACAUUCUCCAGAGUGUCCCUAAUGACCUUCCAGCCUCACUGGAAGAGCUCCGUCUGGAUGGGAACGAGGUGAAAGUGAUGUCUGAGGUGACCUGGUUUCGUUGCCCUGGCUUGCUCAUUCUCAGCUUGAGCAACAACAGUUUAGAAAGUAUCUCCUCCUCAUUCCCUGUUGGAGUAAUGUCUCCACUAACCAGCCUUCGUAUACUCAGCCUCUCCCACAACCUUCUUACCUCUGUCCCCUUGCAUCUCCCUCUUAGCCUUCAAGAGCUUUACCUCCGUGGUAACCUCAUCCAACGCUUCCAGCCAGGAGUUUUUAAUGGCAAGGCACAGCUUCAAGUGUUGGACCUCAGUGCCAACAGGCUGACUAACAAGGGUUUGGGAAAAGGUGCACUAACCAAUGCCAUUUACUUGGAGAGUCUCAACCUAGAAGGGAACUUCUUGAAGCAAGUCCCUCGUUACCUACCACACUCCCUAAAGACCCUUAACUUAGAGGGAAACUCAAUCUCGAGCAUCAGCAAGGCCAUGUUUCUCUCACUUCCACAUCUGGAGCAUCUUGGCCUAGCCCGCAAUAAGAUCUCCAAGGUGGUGCCUGGGGCAUUUCGGGUGCUUCCUUUGUUGCACCAGCUGGACCUUAGCCACAAUAUGCUGCACCAGGUCCCACGUCAGCUCCCAGCUUGGCUCGUUUAUAUUGCGCUUAACCAUAACAAGAUUCAGAUGAUUCCACGUGAUGCAUUCUGCUCGUUCAAAAAAUCAGAAGCAGUCAAAAGUCGACUGGUUAAGGUGCAGCUGGAGCACAACCUGGUAGACUUGGGAAACCUGGACAGCAUGGCUUUCAGCUGCCUAAGAGGAUUUCAGGUGGUGCACUUUUACUGAUGAAACAAUGGUACAAACUGAUAGAAAGCAAAACAAACAAACAAACAAACAAACAAACAAACAAACAAAUAAAUAUAGGCAGGUUGUACCUAAAAGUUAACUGAUUCAGAAGUGCAGGUGAUAACAUUCCUUGGGUACCAAAGUGCAACAAACCCUACCAGUGACACAAAGGGUAGCAGCAAACCUUUCAAUUUGUCAAAAUGGAUCGUUUAAAAUCUUAAACACUUUUUUUUUUUGUCAAAUUCUUUAUUUCCCUCACUGGACUAUAUACCAUUGAACGUCUUAAGACCUGUUUCACUGGCAUUCAUAUUCAUAUUCUCUGCUUCAUGCAUACAUUUUCUUGUGUUACUACUCAGGGUAAGUGCGUUCUUAUUUUAAUGUCUGGUUCAUGUUAUAAAGGUGGACAUUUGUGUUGAUGUACUGUAGGUGUCACUGAAGGGAAGUUCACAAGGGCAUCCACAAGGCUUGAAAAAUGACUAUUACCACUUAUAUCUUCUAACCCCAAAUCCUUUUUUACACAAAUUACACAAACACGUUUUUGGAAUUACAUUAUAUUAUGUUUUAUAAGAGCAACUUGUAAAUCAAAUACAGCAAAUUUCUCAAAUCGCUUUGUUUUUUUUUUUCUGUCCGAAGAACAACGAGCCAUAACACAUUGUUGAGGGUGUGUUAUAGAAUAAAAUAAAGAUUCAUCUGCAUAUUAGGAAGAAGACUGGGUUCUGGAAACCUUGGACUACUCGAAAAGUAAAAGUCACGAGCCACUUUAAUAGAAACACCCGUACUCGUUGCUGGGAUUGUUUUUGUUAUUCAGUUCUAUACAGUAUGCGACCUACAGUGAAAUAAAUCUGCUUAGACUGUGCCUAUUAAUAACUGAUAACAAAUAAUAAAUAAAUAAAUAAAUAAAUAAAUAAAUAAAUAUUUGUUCCAAGUGUGCAAAAAAGAUGAUGUAUAAAAUAUGCAGCUGUGGUGGUUACAUGGUAGUAACAGUACCAAGUUCAGUGUGACUUUAUGGAGCCCUAAACGAUAGGAAUAGUGGACAUGUCGGUGUUGAGGAGACUGAGAGAAGUUUUUAAGAAAAAAUAAUAGGUUGUGCUUGUCUGACACUCAGACCCUCCUUUUGGUAUUCGAUCUGCCACAUGAUUGGCUAAUUUGUAUUAUUUCAUGAUUGAGCAGGUAUUAGAGGUGUUCCUAUUAAAAGGGCUUUGAGUGAUAAUAAUAG
Messenger RNA from Tachysurus fulvidraco (yellow catfish), 3281 nucleotides. RefSeq names its product asporin. The record is from RefSeq and is a predicted model, not a curated record. Lineage: Eukaryota; Metazoa; Chordata; Actinopteri; Siluriformes; Bagridae. Bases 77 to 2065 code for a protein of 662 amino acids. The transcript is spliced from 3 exons. Gene Ontology annotation, molecular function: protein binding.